AUGUCGAUCCUUCAUACUGCGGACUUCCGCCAGUCCCAACCGGCACGUAAGCUGGCCCUGGAGUCCGCCCAACAUGUUAUCGAAAUGCCACUGGCGAAAGACGAUUCUUUCGAGUACAUCAUCUCAACGCGCGACGACGAGAUGCUGGAGCUUCAGCCCUCACUCCAAUCUGGAACUAAUAAAUAUAACUCCCACUUCUUGAUCAGAGAACUCGAGACCUCUUUGCCGCCCUCCACCGCUGAUCCGGAGCCUGAGCCGCCGCUGCCGAGGUUCGUCAUUCAGCUUGGGCAUCUCUACUUCAAGGAUCUGGCGGGCGAGAUGCCGGAUUACUUGCAGAGAUCCAGCUUUGUCGCUAUGAUCGACCCCACGACGCCGCGGAAGUCGCUGUGGCUCUUUCACGACUACCACCCGUGGACCGAGAUGGGUGAUCGGAUUAACAUGAGCCCUGGACACGACCGUUGGGAUGUGUUUCCGGAUGUGGAGUUGGAAUUUGAUGCUGCCCAGCUUAUCCCUGACGUGCGUGAUUGGAACGAGGGAUUGACGAUGAAGACGCUAGAGGAUUGCGUCCGGAUAACAUGUCGGAUUGUGAAGCCUGUAGUAAGAGUCGCCAGAACUGUGGAUGUGGAUGAAGCACUUGCUGAGGGAUGGGGGAACUAA
Coniosporium apollinis CBS 100218 is the source of this 657-nucleotide messenger RNA. RefSeq lists its product as uncharacterized. Bases 1 to 657 code for a protein of 218 amino acids. The record is from RefSeq and is a predicted model, not a curated record. The transcript has a single exon. Lineage: Eukaryota; Fungi; Ascomycota; Dothideomycetes.